Amorphotheca resinae ATCC 22711 is the source of this 2594-nucleotide messenger RNA. RefSeq lists its product as hypothetical. Lineage: Eukaryota; Fungi; Ascomycota; Leotiomycetes; Helotiales; Amorphothecaceae. The record is from RefSeq and is a predicted model, not a curated record. Gene Ontology annotation, cellular component: cytosolic small ribosomal subunit. The transcript is spliced from 2 exons. Gene Ontology annotation, biological process: translational initiation. Bases 299 to 2377 code for a protein of 692 amino acids. Gene Ontology annotation, molecular function: ribosome binding; tRNA binding; protein binding.
CUCCCUCCCCCCCGUGUCGGACAAUCCCAUAAGCCUCUUCUUCUUCUAUGGCAGCCGUCCUGUGAAUCCCCCUUCGAGGAAUUACUUUGUUGACUCACCGCCCGCCAUCGCCAUCGCCAUCGUCGUGAUCCACCAGCAGCUUUCUCCAUAAAUCUGCAGGGACAACGCCGCCCCCCCAACCCUGCGACGCCAACACAACAAAGGAUAUUGAUAUCCCCCCCCCAAGACGCAGCCUCGCGCGAACAAGAAGACUACAAUACACUCUGCUUCGAAGAACCCUCUGUGGCUUUCAGUAGUCAUGGCCCUUCCCACGCAGUUUGCAUACAGAACACUGAAGGAGAUUGGCAUCGUGGAUGCCGCGCCGGUCUAUGUGCCUUUGCCUGGGUUUGAGAAACCGCAAGGCAACUCGCGCUGCUGUGCCUACUCGCCGUGCGGCCGGUACUUUGCCUGGGCUUCCAACGACGGCGUGACGGUCGUCGACUCCUCGGUCGGACACGUCAUCACCAGCCUGCCCAUCCCGAACGUGUAUGAAGUCGGCUUCUCGCCCCGCGGCUCGUACAUCAUUACGUGGGAGAGGCCGUCGAAAGACGAGGCGGGCGAUGCGGUCAAAAACCUCAAGGUCUGGCGCACGGUCGAGGACGUGCCAGCCGGUACCGAGAAGCAGGUCGUGGGAAGAUUCGUCCAGAAGUCCCAGACCGGCUGGAACCUGCAAUACACUUCGGAUGAAAAAUACUGUGCCCGCGUUGUGACCAACGAGGUUCAGUUCUACGAGAGUAGUGCGCUGGGUACGGUCUGGAACAAGCUGCGCGUCGAGGGGGUUGCAGACUUUGCGAUCUCCCCUGGCAACAACAAGUCUGUGGCUGUUUUUAUUCCGGAGCGCAAGGGUCAACCCGCCGCCGUUAAGAUCUUCAACGUCCCUCAGUUUGGCGGCCCGGUGUCCCAGAAGACCUUCUUCAAGGGUGACAAGGUCCAGUUGAAGUGGAACCAACUGGGGACAACCCUGAUCGUCCUUGCGCAGACCGAGGUCGACAAGACCGGCAAGAGUUAUUACGGAGAGACUACACUGUAUGUGCUGAGCGCAAAUGGUGGGUUCGAUUCCCGGAUAACUCUUGAUAAGGAGGGUCCGAUUCACGACGUAUCUUGGUCACCCAACUCGAAGGAGUUUGGAGUGGUCUACGGAUACAUGCCAGCAAAGACGACAAUCUUCAACCAGAGGGCAGUGGCGACGCACAGCUUCCCACUCGGCCCUCGGAAUACUAUCAUCUUCUCCCCGACUGGACGUUUCGUCUUGGUUGCCGGUUUUGGAAACUUAGCGGGCCAGAUGGAUGUUUACGAUCUCGAGAAGGACUACAAGAAGAUAUGUACUAUCGAGGGUGGGAAUCCCAGUGUUUGCGAGUGGAGUCCGGACAGCAAGUACAUCUUGACCGCGACAACCAGCCCUCGUCUACGUGUCGACAACGGAGUCAGGUUGUGGCAUGUUGGAGGUGGCAUCAUGUACAAUCAAGACAUGGUGGAGCUCUAUCAUGUUACUUGGAGGCCUCAGCCUCCAAGUUCCUUCCCGCCGGGCGACCCGUUGCACCCGGUUCCGCCUCCCCACGCAUCAGCGCUGGCGUAUCUGGGAACCGUCAAGACCCCUUCCAAGCCCGCUGGUGCGUACCGACCUCCAGGGGCUCGUGGAACCUCAACGCCACUGCACUUCAAGCGUGAGGAUGAAGGUGGAGCAGCACACAUCGUCAGCAAUGGAACGUCCCUGGUCAACACCAACGGAUUCGGCAGACGACACGUCCCAGGAGCCGAGCCCGUCAACAACCUCCCACCAGGAGCCGCGCCUGCCAACCCACCCGGUGCGGAAGCCGAGGAGAACCUCUCCAAAGCGGCCCUGAAGAACAAGAAGAAGCGCGAAGCAAAGAAAGCCAAAGAAGCAGAAGCUAAGGCCGCCGGCCUGGCCCCCGACGCAGCCGCAGCCGCAGCCGCAGGUAACGACAACCGCAGCCCCGAGCGCCGCGACCAACGCAGCCGCUCGAAAUCCAAAGGCCAGCAAGACCUGCGCAACCCAUCACGGCCCCGCAGCAACACGCAACGCCGGCCCCCGACGCAGAACGGCAACCCCAACCCCAACACGAUCCCCGUCCCCGCCGCCCCCGUCAGCGCCACGCCGGCGCGGCUCCAAGAGCCCCCCGAGCUCUCGGUCACGUCCCCCGGCGGCGGCAGCCCCAACGCCAAGAAGCUCCGCGGCCUGCAGAAGAAGAUCCGCGCCAUCGAGGAUCUGGAGAUGCGCCACGCGGGCGGCGAGAAGCUCGAGGAUACGCAGCUGAAGAAGAUUGCGACCAAGGCGGCGGUGCAGGCGGAGUUGGAGGCGCUGGAGAGAGCAGGCUAGUUUUGUUUGGGAUUGUGGACGAGUUUCGAGUGCUGGGUGCGUGGGUGCGUGGGUGGAUGAGGAGUGGAUGUGGAUGUGUGUGUGUGUGUGAAGGAGAGAAGAAGGAAAGAAAGAAGCUUUUGUUUUGGAUUUCGUCGUAGGGACUGGAUGGAUGGAUGGAUGGUUAUAUGUCCUGUCCUGUCCUCCUGAUAGCAUGGGCAUGGCCUGGCAUGGCGGU